Molecule: messenger RNA, 2741 nt
Organism: Phyllostomus hastatus (greater spear-nosed bat)
Lineage: Eukaryota; Metazoa; Chordata; Mammalia; Chiroptera; Phyllostomidae
Gene: TTC9
Product: tetratricopeptide repeat domain 9
Exons: 3
Coding region: 230-898 (222 amino acids)
Molecular function (GO): protein binding
Source: RefSeq, a predicted model, not a curated record
GAGGAGGAGGAGGAGGAGGAGGAGGAGGAGGAGGAGAGAGCAAGCAGCCUCCCGCGGCUGGCGAGGAGAAUGGGCGUGCGGGGCGCCAGACCGCCGCGGGGUGUCACGGCCGCGGCCGAGCUCGCCAGACGCCGGGUAGGUGCCCGCCGCUUUUAAACCCGGGAGGGCGCGGCGGCGGCGGCGGCGGCGGGCGGAUCGAGGCGUGCGCGGGGCGCCGGGCGGCAGCCGAAUGGAGAGGAAGGGCACGGCGGCCGGGACCAAGGGGAACCCGAGCCUGCCGGUAGCUGGCGAGGGGCAGCGGCCGCCGCCGCCGCUGGGCGUCCCGGGCGGCGGCAGAGGGGCUCCAGCGCGGAGCCAGGCUGGGGCGGCGGCCGAGCCCGCCGAGUUCAUCCGGCGCGCGCACGAGUUCAAGAGCCAAGGAUCGCAGUGCUACAAGGACAAGAAAUUCCGCGAAGCCAUCGGGAAAUACCACCGGGCGUUGCUGGAGCUGAAGGGGUUGCUGCCGGCCCCCGGGGAACGGGAGCGGGACUCGCGUGCGGCCUCUCCCGCCGGGGCCCCCAACCCUGGCCGCCUCUCGGAGGAGCAGAGCAAGACCGUGGAAGCCAUCGAGAUCGACUGCUACAACAGCCUGGCAGCCUGCCUGCUCCAGGCUGAACUGGUAAACUAUGAACGAGUCAAGGAGUAUUGCCUCAAAGUCCUGAAGAAGGAAGGGGAGAACUUCAAAGCCCUUUAUCGGUCUGGCGUGGCCUUCUACCACCUUGGGGACUAUGACAAAGCACUCUACUACCUGAAAGAAGCGAGGACCCGACAGCCAACAGACACCAACGUGAUUCGGUACAUCCAGCUGACAGAGAUGAAGCUCAGCAGAUGCUCCCAGAGAGAGAAGGAAGCCAUGUAACGGCAAUACCUGUCUAGAGCUGCCCCUGCAGUGAACCUGGACUUCCCAGCAUCCCCUGGUGGAGAGCCCCUCCCUGGCUCCUGGUCCUUUCUCCCCACUUCUCCCGUCAGACCCCCUCCCACCUCUUCCUCCUGUUGCCCCUCAACUCGCCGUCUACUCCCAGUGUGAAAAAAGGAGGUGCAAAUUUGUAAUCGAGUGGGUUGCCCUGACAAUGGAGAUACCCUCUUCUGUAGUAGGUCAGCCACUGAGAGGGACCUAAUUUCUGCAGGGACAGCUGGGGAGGACUCUCACGGGCCAGGAAUGCCUGUGCUUCUGACGGAGACAGAACCUGGCAGGUGUACCAUUCCAAAGGCAGCAGGCAAGAAGCGCAUAGCUGGACCCUCCACACACUUCUGACAGACCAGAGCAUCUCAAGGCAACUGUGACAAAUCCAGGGAUGAGACAAUCACCACAAGCAUUAGCUAAGCCAGGCGAGAGGCUGUGAAUGUGUACACUGGAUUUCCCCACCCCUACCCACGGCAACCUCAGCCCCUGCCUCCCUCCUUCCCUUGGCUUGUGCUUUCUUCUCUCCCCCUAGGGGAUCUGAGACUCUGCCAGGAUUCACAUGCCAUUGAAGCCCACUCUCGGUGCCCUCUGGUGACUACACAUACCAUUCUCCCAUCCCCCCACUCCAGCAGGCAGCCACGACAGCAGAAGGGCAGGGUAAAGUGGGCCAAGGGUUGACCACAUAGGUGAUGGGGGGGAGGGAGAGAGGACGUUUAAGGGAGAGAGCAUUGUAUAGACUGGGGGACUGAACUGUGGUCUAAUUAAGUGUAAAUAAAAAUAAAUUAACAGGCAGCAGUUCCUGUCAUUUCUGUUGGAAGCAGCCCACUCCCCCAUUUUCACUCCCUCCCCCAACUCACUCAGAGCUACUUACAGCCAGGCAGGAUGGGGCUUCCCCCAAAGCAAUGGACCGUUUGUCCAGCAGUAUAGAAUGCUGGCUGCCGCCUUUGUGCUUUCAGCGUAGGCUGGGGUUGGGGAGACUGCCCAGGGACUUGGCUUUGUGGGACUUCGUGGGACUUGUACAGCCUCCUUUUGAUGACAUGAGCUGGACUCAAUAUCUGGCACAGAGAAUGUGUUCAACAAAUAUUUGUUGAAUGAAUAAGUGAUGACUGCAGACUGGCUCUCCUGCCUUAAACUAAUCUUAUCCCAGCCUAGUCUCCUGAUAGCUAUGCUCUUUAUGCCAUGUUGCUUCAGUCAACUAAGAAACAUUUCCUGAGGGCUUAUCGAUUGCCUGCCAUUGUGCAGUGUGCUGGGGGACACAGGAUAUCGUCCCAGUCUUAAAGGAGACGGAGGAGUUGAGAAAGACUCAUGUGAGAUGAUUACCAAUGACACCUUUAAUUUAUAUGAUGCUUUAAAUUUUUCAAAGCACUUUCAUGUAUUUUUUGUGUGAUUAGUGAAAGAGACAGUAUUGUACAAUUAAAAUAUAUACAGAUGCAAUAAUGUUAAUAGUUAGCGUUUAUUAAAUGCACUACCCUCAGAUCUUUACAUGUAUAAUCUCAUUUCUUUCAUGCAGUUCUCCUAUGAGAUAGCAUUUCUAUUUGAUGGAUAAGAAAACUGAAAACCAGAAAAAUUAACUCUCCCAAGGUUGCAUGGCCUUAAGCAGAAUAGCUAGGGUUUGAACCAGGUCUGUCUGACUCCAGAGCUCUAGCUAUGAACUAGACUAUAGUUGCUGCUCUCCAAAGUAUAUUGAGCAGUUACAACCAUUCAAGAGCAGAACCAUGUAUAUUAAGUUGAAAAGCCUUGACUAUGUCAAUGGUGGUGCCUGAGCUGCCUCUUGUAUUUAAAAUGCCCAAGGCAAAAA